Molecule: messenger RNA, 486 nt
Organism: Penicillium bovifimosum
Lineage: Eukaryota; Fungi; Ascomycota; Eurotiomycetes; Eurotiales; Aspergillaceae
Exons: 3
Coding region: 1-486 (161 amino acids)
Source: RefSeq, a predicted model, not a curated record
AUGCCCGUCGGCCCUCGCGUCUCCAAAGAAGAAUUCAUGCACGCCUUGGGUUUAAACCCGCAGGACCCGAAUCAUGAACAAUACUACCGCGCCAUGCGGGACGAAGCAAUCAUCGUCUACAACCGCAUGAACCAAGAUACAUCCGUCCUCCUUGACAACGUCCGCGCCGACCCGGCAACCCGCCCCCCAUUCUUCUGGCAUCAUAUUCGACCGGAUUGCCAGCGCUGGGCUAUCCAAGAGAUCUGGCACAAUGCGGCGCCGUUCACGAGGGUACUAUUCGAUCGCGGCGCGACGAAUGGCGAGUACGGACCGAAUUGGGUGGCUGGGUGGUUGUUGUAUAGUGUUUUUCGGUCUCGGGAUGUGAGGAAUAAUCGGAAUCGGAGGAAGGGGGAGGCGUCUGGGGGUGAGAGUGAUAAACGCAGACAGGAGGAGACGGCGCCGCCGAAGAAGGGGUAUUAUGAUCCUGUGCGAAAUGGGACGAUAUAG